GUAUUAUGGUCUGUCGGGAAUUCAGAGUGGCUGGGACUGGAGAAAAAUAUCUGCUCGGCUAACGUUAGCGUGCACCGAGCUAACGGGAGGUCGAACAGGAGUAAACAUGGAGCUGUCUGCUGUUGGGGAGAGGGUGUUCGCCGCCGAGUCUAUCAUCAAACGACGGAUAAGGAAGGGUCGGAUUGAAUACCUUGUGAAAUGGAAGGGCUGGUCUCCCAAAUACAGCACAUGGGAACCGGAGGAGAAUAUUCUGGACUCCCGCCUGUUCGCAGCUUUCGAGCAGAGAGAGCGUGAAAGGGAGCUCUAUGGGCCCAAAAAGAGAGGACCGAAACCGAAGACAUUUCUGCUGAAGGCCCAGGCCAAAGUUAAAGCUAAGUCCUAUGAGUUCAGGAGUGACACAAUGAGAGGGAUGCACAUCACCUACCCAACCCCAGAGCCGGUUGUCACCCCAAGAGCCAGAGAAGGUCUAAGGGCCGUUGUUCCCACCAUCUUUCCACCCAGCACUGUCAACCGUGGGGAAAGUGUUCGUAUCCGACCGCCUGAGCUCAGCAUCCGUGAGCACCAUCAGUCUUUCCUGCAGCAAACCAACUCGGACGGACUCAUCCAUUUGCCUAAAAAGAGAGGCCCGAAGCCUAAGCCUCGUUUCAUGGACAGCAGCUGCAUCCCCGAGGGUCCUGAGCCUCACAAGAGGAAAGCAGAGGAGCCGGUGAGCCUGCACAAACUGCCAAAAUACCAGGGGGGUGAGGAAACAAGGCUGGUCAGAGUGGCCCACAGACAUCCAGAGAACCACAGUCAUAAACACCUUCAUCAUCAUCACCACCACCAUCAUCACAUGCACAACCGAGGAGGCCCAGGUGGAGGUUCUCACAGGCAGUUUUACUCAGACCGCAGCCUGCAUCCACACAGAACAGAUAUAGACACUCACAGAACUAAGGACAGCUCCAACUACCUGGCUCCUGCACACUUCAAGCACCAGUCAAAAUUGAGCCAGAACCUGGGUCACCCCACAGAUCUUCUCCCACAAAUGGAGAAGCCUUACUUCUUGGACAGGCCUUCUCCCACCAGAAUUGACGACGAUAUGGAUGAGGUGACAUGGAGACCCUCUCUUGGCAACGUGGAAAAGAUUUUGGUUACAGAUGUGACCACCAACUUCCUGACUGUCACUAUCAAGGAAAGCAGCACUUCUAAAGGGUUCUUCAAAGACAAAAGAUGAUGCUUUACUGUAUUUCUUAUGCUGCGCUUUGCUUUCUCUGAUUUGCAUCAGAAUCACUCAGAGUUAAUACAUAGUGUGAUUACUUAGCAAAGCUGUUUUGUAUCUUAUGUAUAAAAGCAAAUUAUGGUAUGUGUAUAUAUUAUAAAGGUGGAAAUCUGUUUAAUGUAUUGACCAAAUCAAAUGAAGUUCAUUUUGCAUUGGCUGAACAUGAAUGAGUUGCAUGUUACCUUUGCAGCAGCUGGCUACUUUGUGUACAGAGCUUGUGAAUUUUACUAUUUUUCAACUCUAACUAACUAGAAUGUAUUUUUGUCACGCGUUUAUCUUAUAGCCUGAGCUCAUGCUAAAACAAAGUGAAAACUGAGGCUUGGUUCAGGUAUUAAUUUCAGUCUGUGGAUUGAAGAUUUUAUCUAUAAAUUGAACCUAUUAGACUGAAAGGACCCUGUUCAAUUCUGUAGGGAUUAUUUAAUAAUUGACUAAAGCACUUUGAAUUUAAAAGUAUUAUUGAAAAGUAAUCCCUUUGGGUUGUGUUCAAAACUGAGUUUGACUCAGAGUUUGUAAUGUCUUUGACAUUUCAUAUUAUGUAUGAUAAAUUAAUAAAUUAAACAUGGAUACUCAAAACAUUCACCACUAACAAAGUAUAUUUUGCAUUUUCAUAGAAAACGUUCAUGAAGCUGCACUGUAAUAAAACGAGUUGAUGUCAAAUAGCUUUCUAGACGCUUUUGAAAUAAAUCUUUUGAAUAUGA
This is a messenger RNA of Cheilinus undulatus (humphead wrasse), 1956 nucleotides long. It is a transcript of the gene cbx8b, whose product is annotated as chromobox homolog 8b. The record is from RefSeq and is a predicted model, not a curated record. The transcript is spliced from 5 exons. NCBI's taxonomy places the organism in Eukaryota, Metazoa, Chordata, Actinopteri, Labriformes, Labridae. Bases 107 to 1213 code for a protein of 368 amino acids.